ACAAGCAGUUUCUCCAUUCGACAUCCCCAAAAUAAAAUUGCCGAGUGUCAACAGAAACUGAAAGCAGCUCUGAAGAGGAAGUUCAGUCACUUGCACGACGGGAUAACGACAGAUGCAAAUAAGAUAUCGUUGAAUCAAAUCUACACAGAGCUCUACAUCACCGAGGGGGGGAGUGGGGACGUCAACAAGGAGCAUGAAGUGAGGCAGAUCGAGAAGGUGUCGAAGAAAUGUGUGACCCAGGACAAAUCCAUCCACUGCAGCCARCUGUUUGUUCCUCAGCCUGGUAGAGAGCGGCCGAUAAGAACUGUGGUCACAAGGGGGGUGGCUGGGAUUGGGAAAACGGUAUCAGCCAACAAAUUUACUCUGGACUGGGCAGAGGACAGGGGGAACACAGACCUGGAGUUCGUGUUCCCGCUUUCCUUCCGAGAGCUGAAUCUGAUGAGAAAGAAAAGCUUCAGCCUCGUGGAGCUGCUCUGCGUCUUUUUCCCCGAAAUAAAAGACGCGGGAGUCUUUACCAGCUCUCAAAACAAAACGCUCUUCAUCCUGGACGGCCUGGACGAGAGCCGUCUGUAUUUGGACUUCAGCAAAUGUGAAAUAUUAUCAGACGUGACGCAGCCAACGUCCAUCGCUGUCAUCCUGACCAACCUGAUCAGGGGACGACUGCUCCCACUGGCUCUAGUCUGGAUCACGUCUCGCCCCGUGGCCUCCGGCCAGAUCCCUGUGGAGUACAUCGAUCUGGUCACUGAAGUGCGAGGGUUUGACAACCUUCAAAAAGACGAGUACUUCAGGAGGAAAAUUAGCGACACGAGCUUGGCAAGCCGGGUGAUAGCGCACGUGAAAUCCUGCCGCAGUCUYCACAUCAUGUGCCACAUACCGGUCUUCUGCUGGAUGGCGGCGAGCGUUCUCGAGAAGAAGCUGGCGACAAAAGACAGCAAGGAGACGCCCAAGACUCUCACGCAGAUGUACAUCCACUUCCUGUCUUUGUUCGUGGACACCAUGAAGCAGAGCCUCUUAGGAAGAAGGAAGUCCAAUGCUGACUGUGUGAGAGCUAACCUCCUGGCGUUGGGUAAACUGGCUUUCAAAGAGCUCGAGAAGGGCCACCUGAUCUUCUACGAGAGCGACCUCAUCCUUAACGGCAUCGAUGUCUCUCGGGCGUCCACGUUUUCCGGAAUCUACACGCARCUCUUCAACGAGGAGAUGGCGCUGUGUGAGGAGAAGAUGUUCUGCUUCGUGCACCUGAGCGUUCAGGAGUUCUUUGCGGCGUUGUACGUCUACCUCACCUUCCACAACGAAAACACCAACGUCCUCGUCAAGAAGUCGUCCGUUUCGCGCCGCCUCCUCUCCAGGGAGUUGUCAGAGCUCAUCCUCUACAAAGAAGCCGUGGAAAAGGCGCUGCUGUGUGAAAAUGGACAUUUUGACAUCUUCCUUCGCUUCCUGUUGGGCCUGUCGCUCGAGACCAACCAGGCGCUGCUGAAACACCUGAUGAGCAGCAACAGAACACACCAGAAGACAAGAACUGAAAUCAUCAAACACAUAAAGGAGAGGAUCAAGGGUAGCCAGUCCGCAGACCGCUGCCUCAAUCUGUUCCACUGUCUGAAUGAGCUGAACGAUCACUCGCUCGUGGAGGAGAUCCAGAGCUACUUCAGCUCAGGCAUGCUGAACAGAACCAACCUUUCUCCUGCCCAGUGGGCCACACUGGUCUUUGUCUUACUGACCUCUGAGGAAGAACUCAACGUGUUUGACCUGGGGAACUACGCCAGGUCAGAGGAGGGGCUUCUGAGACUGCUGCCUGUGGUGAAAACAGUCCAAGUGGCAAACUUGAAUGCCUGUAACCUCACGGUGACGUGCUGUGAAAACCUGUCCAAUGGCAUCCGCUCGUCCCAAAUCAGGGAGCUGGACCUGAGCAACAACAACCUGACAGACGCAGGACUGAAGCAGCUCUCUGAUGGACUGAAGACCAGCAAACUGGAGACACUCAGACUUAAAACCUGCAACCUGACAGAGGACAGCUCCGACACCCUGGCGUCAGUCAUCAGCUCUACCUGCUGCCAGCUCAGAGUCCUGGAUCUCACAGAYAACGACUUUCAGGAUGCAGGAGUCAGAACCUUUUCUACUGCUCUAGGAAGUCCUCACUGUAAACUGGAACAACUCGUUUUGUGUGGGUGUAGAGUCUCUGAAGAGGGCUGCACUUUCCUGGCCUCUGCACUGAACUCAUCCCACCUCAGAAAACUGGACCUGAGCUUCAACCACCCAGGAGACUCAGGCCUGAUGCUGCUGACGGCUUUGCUGGAGGACCCUCACUGCACUCUGGAUUCACUCAGUGUGGAGCAGUGUGGUGAAUCUAGGAUCCUGCCUGGUCCAAAGAAAUACGCCAACAAACUGACCCUGGACCCAAACACGGCACACGCAGAUCUGUCUCUGUCGGAGGGGAACAGGAAGGCAAYACGUUGGACCAAGCAGCCGUGUCCCUAUCACCCGGACAGGUUCGAUUUCAGGACUCAGGUGUUGUGUAAGGAGGGGCUGGAGGGUCGGUGCUACUGGGAGACAGWGUGGAGCGGGAGGGGCACCGUGGGAGUGACCUACAGACGGAUUUGCAGGAAGGGGGAAGGUUCUGACUGCUGGUUGGGCAGGAAUGACGUCUCCUGGGGUCUGAGCUACACCACAGACGGUUACAGGGUCCUGCACGGAGGCACGAAUGAGGUCGUUCCUGYCUCACCCAGCUCUAAUAGAGUAGGRGUUUACCUCGACUGGCCCUCAGGAACCCUGUCCUUCUACAGGGUCUCUAGUGGUGAGCUCACCCUUCUCCACACUUUCCACACCACCUUCACUGAGCCGGUGUAUCCUGGCUUCCACCUGGCCUGGGUGGACUCCACCAUACAGUUAUGCUGA
This is a messenger RNA of Austrofundulus limnaeus, 2889 nucleotides long. RefSeq names its product NACHT, LRR and PYD domains-containing protein 3-like. Gene Ontology annotation, molecular function: protein binding. NCBI's taxonomy places the organism in Eukaryota, Metazoa, Chordata, Actinopteri, Cyprinodontiformes, Rivulidae. The record is from RefSeq and is a predicted model, not a curated record. The transcript has 7 exons. The annotation marks the transcript as partial.